Messenger RNA from Rhipicephalus microplus (southern cattle tick), 7542 nucleotides. RefSeq names its product Alg12 alpha-1,6-mannosyltransferase (gene Alg12). NCBI's taxonomy places the organism in Eukaryota, Metazoa, Arthropoda, Arachnida, Ixodida, Ixodidae. The record is from RefSeq and is a predicted model, not a curated record. Gene Ontology annotation, cellular component: endoplasmic reticulum membrane. Gene Ontology annotation, molecular function: alpha-1,6-mannosyltransferase activity. Gene Ontology annotation, biological process: protein N-linked glycosylation.
AUCCAGCCUCGUCGUUAGUUUCGGUAGUUGCGGCAUGAGUUUCGGCGUAAUGCUGGCUAGUUGACCGCUUCUGCUGCUGUGUCAGCGGCGUUGAAAUUCCGAAGUACUUGCCGCCGUCCCCUUUUGCAGAGCUCGUCCAACGUACGAUUUUGUGUCCGUGUUGUGUGCUCUUCGCUGGGAUCCUUUAUGAUUUGCCGGCACAGCUGUUGCGAUACUGGGCACUCACUGCUGCUCAUGCACAGGCCAGCGCUUUCUUUUCAGGUGAAAUCUCCUGGAAUGAUACCGCUGCCAUGUACUAACUUGACAUUGAUUUAAAAACCUCGAUGGGAAAACGUUGUGAUUUGGUUGUGGACGUUGUAUCGCCGCUACCGUCAGGACGCUGAAGUUGAAUUUGCCUUUUCUACCCACGUCAUCAUGGUGGCAAAAAAUCAAGAUUCUGUGGAGUGGUUGCUGCUCUUGGCCUGCGCCGUGCAUCUCGUCGUUUGUCCUUUCACAAAAGUCGAGGAGAGCUUCAACCUGCAAGCUAUACACGACAUAAUUUACCACAGAACGAAUAUCUCAAAUUACGACCACCUGGAAUUUCCCGGUGUUGUUCCAAGAUCGUUUAUGGGACCCCUGAUGGUUGCCCUGUUUGCCGGUCCAUGGGUUGCUGUGAGCACUUUUAUGGGCUUGGAAAAAAUAGUUGCGCAGUUCAUUGUCAGGGCUGUCCUAGGGACAAUGGUGGCAUGUGCAUACCGUGAGUUCAGCAGAGCUCUCCAGAAAGAAUUUGGCUUUGCGAUGACCAACUGGCUCACCCUGCUGACGGUUUCGCAGUUCCACUUCGUCUUCUACAUGUCACGUCCGCUUCCCAACACCUUUGCUUUGAUUUUCGUGUUUCUCGCAUAUAGCUCCUGGCUAGAACAACGCCAUUUUCUGCUGAUGGUCACAAGUGGAGUGGCAGUCCUAGUUUUUCGAGCUGAGCUAGCGUCUCUUCUUGGCAUCAUCAUUCUCAUGGAGAUAUUCCUUGGUCGUCUGAGCAUCUUCAACGUUUUCAAGUGGGGAAUCCCAAUCGCCCUAGCGUUGCUCGGAACAACCAUUGCUGUUGACUCCUUUUUCUGGCAACGCUGGCUGUGGCCAGAAGGGGAAGUGCUCUGGUUCAAUGUGGUGCUGAACAAAAGCUCCGAAUGGGGUACUUUGCCGUGGUCGUGGUACCUGUAUUCAGCCAUUCCACGAGCGCUUGGCAGCUCUCUGCUCUUGAUCCCCAUCGGUGUGUGGGUGGACCGGCGCGUGAAGAUGCUGCUGCUGCCUGCAGUGGCGUACGUGCUGCUGUACUCGCUGCUGCCCCACAAGGAGCUGCGUUUCAUCAUCUACACCCUGCCCCUCCUCAAUGUGGCUGCUGCUAGGGCAUGCUUACACUUCUGGAACAACAGGCUCAAGUCCUCGUGGCAUGUCGCCUGCACCCUGGGCAUCUGCUUUCAUCUAGUUGCAAACAUUUUUGCCACUGGCCUCCUGCUUUACGUCUCCAGCCAUAACUACCCUGGGGGCUACGCACUUAAAAAGCUGCACGAAAUUGAGGCAGGAUUGCCAGUUGCAAAUAUCCACAUCGACGUGUUUGCUGCUCAGACUGGGGUCUCCAGAUUCGGAGAGCUGAAUCCUCACUGGAGAUACAACAAAACAGAAAACCUUGCUCCUGGUGGUCUGGAGAUGCAGAGCUUCACGCACCUCAUAAUGGAGGGCAAGUCGAUUCACAGUAGCUCUGUGGUGCCUUACCGGGACACCCACGAGCUGCUGGCCACAGUGGAAGGCUAUAGCCACGUGCGGCUCAACUACGCUGCCUUGCCGCUUGUGCACGUGCGGACUCGACCUCGAGUGCUCAUUCUCAGGCGCAAGGUGACACCCACGCAAGUCAUCCUCAACCUCCAGCGCAAGCAGUCGGCGCAAGUGUGAUGGUGAAAGUGUUGUUGUUGUUCUCGACAUACGCGUCAGGUCCAUGCUGACCAUUUUGGUUUGCUUAGUGCAAAGGUUGCGGAGAUCUAGAAAUGGAGGAAGUGGUGUUAGGAAUGGGGCAAUAAUCAGCAUACUGUAUUGAUUUUUUAUUUUCACCUUGGUCAUCAGUGCAUUUGCACAAAUGGUUUAAAUCGGCAGCAUUUUUUCGUUUACGUUUAUCUUAACCAAUGCAAUUUGUUCAAGACCUAUGGGUUUUAUUUGUGUGUGUCCAAGUCACUAUCUAAAUUUUCAUUGUGAAAUUAGCAUCCCCCAAAACACUACAUUAGUACAUGGUUCUAUGUGAGAUGCAUGGAGAACAUCUAUUUAGUAAAUAAUAUGUAUAAUUAUGUACUCCGAUUUCUGUCUUGCAAUUUUUAUGCAUGUGAAUCCGAACUUGACUCCUGUCCCUUCAUCUGUAGCGAAGCAGUAUACUUUGUGUUAGAAGCAAGCGUGUCAGUGGCAUCAAUUUGUGAAGUCGCUAAAGAUAUUCUGCUUUUUGGGAUUAUUUUCCAAGCCUCCCUAUAAAUUUUUGUAUAGUGCAAACGUAGUAACUUGGUUCAAAAGCAUCCUGUAUGAAUGUUAAAAAUAGCAUAGUUACACGGUGAUAGAACAUUAUUGCAUGUUUCAAGGCUGAGAGAUGGCUGAGAAAUAGAUACCUGUCUAGAGCAACAUAAGGUAAACAUGCACUCUUUAAUUGGCACCUCAAGGUAUCACUCACUGGCCAAGUUGUGGCUUUAGCUCUGUUUGGCUAGUUGAUUGAUCUUCAUGAAAGUUUGUGAAAGUUGAGAUGCAGAAAGGUGACUGGAAGAAGUGCAACGUAGCGCUGCACUGACUGCAUUUUGACUGUGUCCUCUGUCGCACUGUGAAAAUUGGUUUUUCAAUAACUGCAGCAUGGUUCAUCUCCACGGAAAAGUAAGCAUGACUUAGCAUUGUUGUAACAGGAUAAAAAGAUGAUUGCAGGACUCACGACACGCUUUCAAUCGGUCGUUUACUUUUUUUUUAGUCAAUGGCCUCAGCCAGAAAUAACUUACCCAGCUGUUACUACUGUCACUCGCAUCAUUUGACUCACAGAGCUGUCUUGAUUACUAUGCAGUCUGAAUUUGUUUAUACCUCGACUUGGGCUUGUGUGCUGCAGACGAGUGUCAUACAAGCCUUUGUCAUCUGAGUCCUGUAAGUAUGGAAAUUUAUUCUCUGAAGAUUAAAUUAGUGCACUUGUGAAUUCAAAAUGAACACUUGCAUAGCAAGUGCUCUUCAUGCAGAUGAUAUGCAGCAACCCAUUGUAAAAAAAAUAAUAAUUGAAAAGGAUGCAGAAAAAAUGUAGUAUAUACCAUGCUCCACAUCUUUGUGUAUUGCCUGCUCCUUUAUCCGUUCAUAGUGGGUUUCAAAUUUUCACCAACAAAUGCAAUGUGUACUCAUAUAGUGUUGAUCUCUAAUUCACACUUCAUAAUGUGCUAGCCUUGUGCCAUUCUGCGACAUGAUUCUGAGCACACGAUGCGUUAAGGACAAUCAUGUGGCACGUUAUUAUAAAGCUCAUGUCAUUCACUAUUUCUUAUCCAUGUGCAUUUAGUGAUAGCUGUUUUUUUGCAUUGUUAGCAAAGUAAGCUGGAAAACAGUGAAGCAAUUGAUUAUGCCGAAUGCGUCUUUCAGUUAUCACCUAGUUUGAAGGGUCAGUUUCCAACGAAACCUCAGCUUUUCCCACGUUUAUGGUCUUUAUGAGGGGGAAGUGACGUUUCACGAAAUAGUAAACCACAAUUAAAGGCACCAAACGUACUUUCUCUCUGUCCAACAUGUAACAGGACGGCGCAAGAAACAAGAACAGAGAAUGAUGCGCAUGUAGGAUGGGCACAAACUUCCAACCAUAAUUCAUAAUGCAGUGGCUCUUGUGAAUAGACAUCAGUUCAACUUGUGAAGUUCAUCAGUUCAGCAAGAAAACAUACAAAAAUAAAAUGCAGUUAACUAUGCCCCUUCCACACCAAACACCAUGGCAUCUCUUAAGUCCUACAUAGAGCCAAUGUAACUAAAAUAGAACUGCACUUUGAAAUCCGUAAUGCCAUGCUCAUAGACUUUUGGCACGAAUUUAAAAAUGAGACUGUGACCGUGAUUUUCUCCUCUGGUAAUAAACCCAUGAUGGUGAAAUAAUGUCAUUAGCACAUUUUGAAUACAAUCUAUCAAUCUAAGCCAAUUCAGUGUUACUGCACACGGGAAUUUCGACUGGAGAAUGGUCCUGGUGUAUCACAACCUCAUACUACAGCACCCCAGUUGUUUCAUUAUUAGAUGUGAAGCAGCUCUUUGACUAGCCUGUGUAACGCUGUCCCUUCGUCCUCACCGUUCCUAUUCCCGUAGGUGUUGGAGCGGUGCCAAGUAGCUCACGCCCUCCUAGCUGUGCGCCGUGACGUCUCUGUCUCGCCUGCCACGUGUCAGCUCUCUCUCGCUUCACCCUCUCCACCACUUGCAACGCUCGAGUUCACUUUUCACGUAAGCAUCAUCUCACCCGAGCCACCUUUCUCCAUCUGUUGGCGAGAGGAAGCCACGAGCUAGCGGGUGCGCGUCGAGAAUCUCGCAGCGCCGACAAUGUGGACAGUGCAUUGCUGCUUGCCACGGGAUGUGGCAGUAUACUUUCCGCUAGUGUGCGUGUACCUUUCCCGGCUAAAAAUACACUAAAAAAACUCCCCACAGAAACAAGAAAUGUAGAAUGUCACACGUGAUUCAAAAGUUUAAUACACUCAAGCCAAGAAAUAUAAAUGUUUCAAAAGACUCUCUUAAAUCUGUUCAAUAUAGUAGGCACACAAAAACAACCAGCCAAACUUAGAAUGUGAGAAUUUUAGCCAUUCUGACCGUGUAAUCCUCAUGUUGAUUUGCUGCUCCCAUGUAGGUUUUGGUGAAAUACAAAGGCACGAUUUUUCCCAACCUCGUCAGAAUCGGCUCAGAGCCUGACCCCCCGCCUACCUCCUCAACGGCCAGGUCCUGCAUGAUUUUUUCUUUCUCGCUUUUAGGCUUUCUCUCCUCUACUUUUGAGGGCAAGAAAGGAUGACACGCUCCUAAGGAAGCCAGCUCCUGCACUUCACAGUGGAGCAAAAGCUGCAAAGGCACAACCGCAGUGGUAGAGGUGCUGCUGCAAAUUGUGGUUUUUGUUCGUUACUGCUCUGAACCUACUCCCGAAUGGCACUGAGAACAUGAUAAUGAGGGACUUUCAUUGUGUGACCAGCUUUCAAGCCAUAAAGAAACUGAAAAGAAUGCGUAUACUAUGAUGCUUGCAUGUUAAUAUGCUUUGUUGGCUCUUAUUUAUGCAACAAGAGCUGGCAUACCAAGAACAUUUAAAUUUAGAGCUUUUUAAAUUUACAUGCAGGCUGUUUAAGCAACAUAUAAAAAUGACCGAGAGUGUAUUUUAAAUAUAUAGCUCCAUACCACAGGCAUUCAAUAAGCAAUCUAAUAAUAAUUUAAGUUGUUUGUGGGCUGUGAAACAUCUUUCAUAACAAAUAAUAAUAUUUAUGCAACACUUCAAUGACUCUGAAUCCCUGGAGUUAUGCAGCAUAUUUUUGCAAUCUGCUCCUAAAACACAAUAGCUGCUCCAGACUGGCAUUUUUCCUGCUACGAAAACACUCAUGGCCGCUCUCAACCUUUUCUGUUCCCAAAAGUAAAAAGUCACUUCCAUCACUGCAUCCGUGUGGCUCUGCAAGUAGUACGGCAGCUUGCGGCUGAUUUCAGUUUUUAUCGCUCGCAUCUUUAAUGCGCUUGCAAAUUUAUUUUCGUAGAUGUGAAUGGGAGAAACAUGCUGAUGGUUUGGUGUACAUUUUAGUAUAUUAUGCAUAUAUUUUUCUGGCGGAACUAAACAGCACGUUUGCGAUCUCAUACUGACCAACUACAUCAUAGAUGCCAUGUGUACUUUAGAAAACAGAUACGCUGAAAAGGUGGUAAAAAAUGUGCUGAAAGGGAAGGCAUUCUGGCAAUGUGAACUAUAUUUUACAAACAACUUCCCGCAGCUGUUUGAGCCUUAUAAUAAAUAAAGAAGCAUUUGCUUCAGCAAGGCAAAUUUAUCUGCAAAUUUAAUUACUUUUUUUUUGUGUGGUAGCAGACAUGCACUUUUAUUCUUGUUGCUUCCACUCUGCUUUCAAGAAAAGUUAUCGCAGAAUACGCAAGUUUUCAACGAAGAUUCUCUGUGUGCCGCCAUAAUCCUCUAUGGGCUUAGCAUGCACGAACCCUAAAAAUGCACCGCAGAGGCUGUGAUGUUAGCUGCUGGCACGCAACAGCCCUCCCUUGGUGAGGUUUUCUAAAGUGUGCCGCCCAGUGAUAUUCCUUGUUUGAGUAUUUUUCAUCGCUUCAAGCCUCCCGUGAACCUUUUAAUGAGAGGAUUGAUUAUAGAGCAAGUAGGGCAUAGUUUUACGUUUGGUGUUGAGAGUUUACGGGAGAAUAUGGAGCAGGCCAUGCCUCGCAGCACGCUUACGCGAGUUACAGAACAGUUGGCCAGACAAGGGAAGCACAACUUAAGAAUGGUACAAAAAUUGGGUCAUGAAGUUGCAUCUCUCUCAAGGUGUUCGCUGAAGAGGCAUUCUUGGGACAGCCGCUUCUAUGAAGACUAAUUGCCGCAGAAUGUUCAUGGGGGCUUAACCUUGAAUGACUAGAAUAGUUGCUGUGGUAUGGCAGUUUCACUCUUUAGUGCAUCGGUUUCACCGAUCAUUUCUAAUCACUCUGAACUAAUUAUAAGUGGCCAUGCCUUGCAAAUCUCAAUGUGCAAUGGUCUCUUUGCCCACUGCGCCAACUAUUUCAGUCUUGAAAUUCAAGUGAACAAUGUGCACAUGCAUUAUAUUUUGCUUGUAUUAAAGCAAAAAAUUAAACGAAAUGUGGAAAAAUAUUUUUGGGGUAUUGCAUGUCAAAAACCAAUCAUGUUAUAGAACUGUGAUGGGGAAUGCUGGAUUAUGGUCGACCAUUGAAGACCCUGCACCACAAUGAUAGGUACAUUUGCACUUAUCGAAGUGUUGCUGCCCCUGCCCACUAAAUUGUGCUCCAAGCAUGUGUAUAGAACUCGGGCACACUACACCGUUCAUUCAAGCAUAGACUACCUUGUGGCUCUAUAUUUCACGUUACAGAGCCUGUAUUUCAGUAGUUGUGCCAUUUUGAAACCCCAUGUCGCUGUUUCUUCUUGAAUAAUUGGGUACUCAGAUUACAUUUGUGAUGCUCGGACUAGUUUAGCUUGUUCAUGGAUUAAAGAGAGCGGGAAAACCUGUGCACGCAAAAACAUUGUUGUCCUUCCUUUCAAAGAAUUGACUUUUGUUGAUGUGCAUGAAUGUGAGGUGAAGCACCUUUAGUGCAAACAUAUGUGAGCCACUGCUUAACUCGUAUCUAGAGAAGGUAGGUAGUGUUUUAUAAAAGUGCAAAUUGUGUCUAAAUCACCCUUCUGGAUGAAGCCGAGGGGUGGUUCUUGUCUCUGCAGCAUACAUUUGGGCUCAAUUCAAAUAGCUGAACAACAUAUAUUUCUGACCCAUAUGAGAGAAUGUGACAGUGAUUUUCGAAGCCAAGUAUGAAAUUAUGUGCUUGACAAUUGAAAAUAAAAGUAAUAAUAAAGCUGGAAAUACACUAUGC